Messenger RNA from Aspergillus calidoustus, 1164 nucleotides. Lineage: Eukaryota; Fungi; Ascomycota; Eurotiomycetes; Eurotiales; Aspergillaceae. The record is from the annotation of a GenBank genome assembly.
AUGGUUGGCGGAACUAUCAUCAUCGCCUUGCCCUUGCUCUUUUGCUCCUGGGUGACUUGGAAACUGGCUCGCUUUGCUCUGUCUGCUCGGCGCUCACCUUUUCUUCCUCCUGGUCCACCCACACUACCCUUGCUAGGCAACUUACACCAACUGCCGACCAGCAAGGCUUUUAUUAGAUUUCAAGAAUGGGCAAAACACUAUGGCCCUAUAAUCUCAGUCAAAACAGGCCCUGGGAGUCUCAUCGUCCUGAACUCGGCAAAAGACGUAAAGGAACUGUUCGAUAAGCGCGGCUCCAUCUAUUCAAGCCGGCCGCCAAACCACAUCGGCAACGAGCUUAUCGCGCGCAACGAUGUGCACCUACUCCUCAUGCCAUACGGGCAGGCGUGGCGGAACCAGAGAAAGAUAUACCAGGCUCUCGUCAGCAUCACCGCCGUCCGCUCGCUGCAGCCAAUCCAACAGGCAGAGUCCUCCUUGACCAUCCACCAACUUGCACAGUCCCCGGCGCGGUACUACGACCACAUCCGCCGAUACUCAACCGGAGUGAUUCUCUCUUCAGUCUUUGGCGUCCGCGGGCCCGAGUUUGGCCAUCCGAACAUCACGCGCCUCUACCACGUCCAGGACCAAUUCACUGCCAUCCUCGAAACAGGUGCAACCCCGCCCGUGGAUGUCGUUCCGUUCCUCAAGCGGCUGCCGGAUUUCGUCUCCCCCUGGCGGCGCUGGGCGCGCCAGAUCCGGAAGGAACAGCGAGAGCUCUAUUUCGAACUGCUACAAGACGCCAAAGAUCGACGGGCUCGAGGCGUGCGACGCAAUUGCUUCAUGGACCAGCUGCUAGAUGAGAGCUUCAGGGCAAAGUACGAGCUGGACGAUGAGCAUAUUGCGUAUAUUGGUGGGGUCCUGAUGGAGGGGGGCUCGGAUACAACUGCUUCCACGCUGCUUUCGUUCCUCCUCGCUAUGGUCAAGUAUCCUAGGGUCUUUCGCAAGGCGCAGGAGCAAGUCGACCAAGUGUGUGGGAUCGAACAUUCCCCUUCUUUCGAGCAUCUCGCACAGUUGCCUUAUGUGAAACACUGUGUCUCUGAAGUUCUGCGCUGGAGGCCUGUGGCGGCAGGAGGCAUUCCACAUGUCUUGGUCCAAGGUACUCCUCUCCCUUUGGCAGAGACAACAUAG